Messenger RNA from Lasiosphaeria miniovina, 1062 nucleotides. RefSeq names its product 2OG-Fe(II) oxygenase superfamily protein. Gene Ontology annotation, molecular function: 2-oxoglutarate-dependent dioxygenase activity. NCBI's taxonomy places the organism in Eukaryota, Fungi, Ascomycota, Sordariomycetes, Sordariales, Lasiosphaeriaceae. The coding region runs from base 1 to 1062 and encodes 353 amino acids. The record is from RefSeq and is a predicted model, not a curated record. The transcript is spliced from 8 exons.
AUGGCGAACGUCGCAAAAAUCCCCGUCAUUGACAUUUCUGGCAGCGGGGGCGAGGCCGAGCAGUUGCAGGUGGCCAAGGAACUGGUCGAGGCUGCCAUCGAACAUGGCUUCGUCUUCAUCAGAAACACGGGCAAUGACAUUCCCGUCGAGGCCGUUGAGGGCGCCUUCGAUAUAUCAAGAAAGUUGUUUAGCGCCCCCUUGGAAGAGAAGGAGAAAUGUAAAUACGAGGAAAACAAUCGCGGCUGGUUGUCAAUGCAAUAUGAAGUCCUCGACCCCAAGAAUCAACGUGUUGGCGACUUCAAGGAAGCCUUCAACUUUGGAGAAUUCGUCGACGGCAAAGCCCAGCAACCCAUCCCCGACACCAUUGCGCAGUAUGAAGGCCAAGUCGGGGCUUUCAGAGACCUCUGCUACCAGAUGUGUCUCAAGAUCAACACCCUGCUCGGCAUCGGGCUCCAAGUCGAACCUCCCGAUUUUUUCACCACAGCUCAUCUGAGAGAGAAAGGCACAUCGGGGACGAUUCUUCGUUUCCUAUACUACCCGCCCCUCGCCGACACCGGUGCCGACCGUGAGGAUGUCCGUGCCGGCGCACAUUCCGAUUACGGAUCUAUCACGAUGCUCUUCCGCCUCAAGGGCCAGGCGGGCCUCGAGAUCCUGACGCGCGAGGACACGUGGGCGCCGGUACCGGUGACGCCGCCGGGGACCGAGGGCGACGCGGCGCCGCCGAUCCUCGUCAACAUCGGCGACCUGCUCUCGUACUGGACCAACGGGCUGCUGCGCAGCACCGUGCACCGCGUCGUGUUUCCAGGUCCGGGUAAGGGUGCUGUAGAGGGCGAGACCGACGCCGACCCACGCUACUCGAUGGCCUUCUUCUGCCACCCCGUCGGCACGACGCCGCUGACGCCCGUCCCGAGCGAGCGCGUGCGCCAGUUCAAGGCGCCGCCGCCGUCGUCGGCUCUGGCGGCCCAGCCUGAUCCCGCAGGAGAAAAGGUGCUUACCGCGGACGGGCAUCUGAACAUGAAGUUGAGGGCGAGUUAUUUGCAGUUCUACAAGGACAAGGAGUGA